Messenger RNA from Silurus meridionalis, 2831 nucleotides. RefSeq names its product G protein-coupled receptor 155a (gene gpr155a). NCBI's taxonomy places the organism in Eukaryota, Metazoa, Chordata, Actinopteri, Siluriformes, Siluridae. Gene Ontology annotation, cellular component: membrane. The transcript has 16 exons. The record is from RefSeq and is a predicted model, not a curated record. Bases 327 to 2804 code for a protein of 825 amino acids. Gene Ontology annotation, biological process: transmembrane transport; intracellular signal transduction.
GUGAUUGGCUAAAGCAUGUGUCUGGCGGUUGAUAAAGUCAUACACCAGGAGAGAGAGAGAGAGCAGGACACGGCGAAAUUUGUUUUAGGUUUCCUUCCGACAUGGAUAUUUUGUUAUAAACAGUCUCUGAACUGGUUACAUCUAGUUUGAUUUCGUUUGUCUUCUCUCAAUGUGGGGCGGCAAUGCAGUUUCCUGACGGUGACACCGGCGAGGUCUAUACUACACUACACUACACUACACUACACUACAGCCAGGUUUUGUAUUUUGAAGUCUGGCUGAACACUUCCAAGUCCAUUCACAUCUGAAGUCUUCAGACCUCCAACAGGAUGGAUGUGCUUCCAAACACUUUCUCUAUGUCCAACCACAUGCAUGGAGACGACCCCUCAUCUGUUCCUCCACCUGCCAUGUCUAUUGAUAAACUCUUGCCUGCCCUCCUUGAGUGUUUUGGGAUCAUACUAUGUGGCUACGUUGCUGGCCGGGCCAAUAUCAUAACCUCCACCCAAUCCAAAGGUCUGGGAAACUUUGUGUCAAAGUUUGCUCUACCAGCACUGCUGUUUAAGAACAUGGUGCUGCUGGACUUUGGCAAUGUCAUCUGGCCAUUUCUUUGGAGCAUCUUAGUGGCCAAACUGUCUGUUUUCUUUGUUGUGUGUGUAUUGACUUUGCUGGUGUCUAGCAAGGAUAGCCGAUACUCCAAAGCUGGACUAUUCUCCAUAUUUGCCACUCAAAGUAAUGACUUUGCCUUGGGAUAUCCUAUAGUUGAAGCAUUAUACAGGAACACCCACCCAGAGUACCUUCAGUAUAUUUACCUGGUUGCACCAGUCUCCCUCAUGGUGCUCAAUCCUAUUGGAUUUGCAUUCUGCGAAGUCCAGAAAUGGAGACGUGAGCAGCGGCAGCAGAAGAGUAAGCUGCAUGUAAUCGGAGUGGUCUUCAUUCAUGUUCUUAAGAAUCCCAUUGUCUUCAUGGUGGUAAUUGGGAUUGCAGCACAUUUUGUCCUGGGCCCAAAGGUCCCAGAUUUCAUGCAGGAGUUUGUGGAUGGUUUGGCCAACUCUUUUGGAGGAGCAGCUCUGUUUUAUCUGGGUCUGACCAUGGUGGGUCAGCUGAAGAAACUAACCAGGUCCACUGUGGUGGCUCUUAUACUGCUCAUUACUGCCAAAUUACUGGUGAUGCCGCUGAUCUGUAGAGGCAUGGUGGAGGUUCUGGACAGAGGGAAUAUUAGUUCUCAAAAUCAGAGCAGUCUCUCUAACUAUGCUUUCCUCUAUGGCGUUUUUCCCACUGCACCCAGUGUGGCCAUUUAUGCCAGUCACUACAACAUGGAGCUGCAAGUGAUGACCUCAGGGAUGGUGAUCUGCACAUUUCUCUCUGCUCCCAUCAUGUAUGUCUCUGCAUGGCUGCUGACUAUUCCCUGGAUGAAUCCCAAACUACUAGAAUCAGCACUACAAAACGUUAGCUUUAACAUCAGCAUUGUCAGCCUUGUCGCUCUAGUGUGGUGUGUUGCUGUCUGUAUAAUGAGUAAGAAGUUCCGUAGACGUCCGCAUAUGUUUACCAUCAAUCUGUUUGUGGCACAGCUGGGGGUAUGUCUAGGUAUGAUCGCUUGGAAAUUUGUGGCGGUUGAGAAUAGCUAUGUUGGUCAGGUCUUGAUCUUUACACUUCUCUAUGGCUCACUCUACAGUACUUACAUAUGGCCUGGUCUGAUAGCUCUGUCUCUAUUCUUGCUGAAGAGAGAUGAGGAGCUGAAGGUGCAGCCUGGUGUUUUAAUGAUAAUUGGUUGGGGAGUGCCUGGUGUGGCAGUAAGCAUCCUGUUGAUAGUGGGAGAGAGAAUGCCAGACACAAUUGACUCUGCAUUCUUUUUUGGCCAGUCACAGGUUGUGAUUACAGUCAUUGUAUUGGGAAUAGGUAUUGCUGUAUCUGGACUCUGCCUCAUGCUGCUCAGCAGAGGUACACAUGAAUAUCAAACUCUGGAGCAUGGCUCACUAAAUGGCACUGCAGAGGACCUUAGGACCGACAACAAUAUACAAAUUCAAAGCACAGUUGAGCAGACCACCGUGGAGACUGCCAAUAAUAGAGGGCAUCAAGAAUGUCAGUGUAACUGUUCUUUAGUUCAGGAUGUACAUAAUAAUAUUUACAACAGCAGUGUGAAGGACACACCAUCUAUACAGCAAGGUCAGUGUGGGAACUGCUGUGACUCAUCUCAUUGUUUGCUGGUAGAAGAAGAGCAAAAGCAGCAGACUGCAGACAGACAGGUGGCCAGACAUGUGCUGCUUUGUCUGUUACUCAUUGUCAGUCUCCUGGCUAAUAUCUCCAGCUACCUCUGGUGGCUCUUCAGUCCAGUUCCAGGUAGACUUUAUUUAGAGCUGCAAUUCUUCUGUGCUGUGAUCAACUUUGGACAGGGAUUUAUAUCAUUUGGCAUUUUUGGCCUUGACAAACAUUUAAUCAUUAUACCAUUUAAAAAGAGGAUGGCACGUCUGAUGCAGACUCGGGGACAGGAGGCAGCAGAUUCCUCUAAUGUGUCUGAGGAGAUCAGAAUCACCUGCAGUCAGUUUCUCAAGUACCAUAAAGAACAAUGUAUCCAGGACAUUGUUAAGGAAAAGAGGUGUGGGGAGCACAGUGUAGCGCACACAUUUCUUGGAAGUGAAAUGGUGGUGUGGCUGCAAACUGUUGGAUUGGCCAGUGACCAGGGUGAGGCGCUGCUGUAUGGUUGCCGCUUGCUGGAGGGUGGAGUUAUCCACCACAUCACUUAUGACUAUGAUUUCCAAGACGAUAACUUGCAUUACUCUUUCACAGAGGACUCUGCGGUUCAUCACUAAAACUGAAAGAAAUUUGUGCCCAGAAAA